AUGAUUCCAUGUGCAAAACCAAGUGUCCAACUGUGUUUUCAAAUGGCUACAAUAGCAUCUUUUUUUGAGAACGUUACCCAUAACACAUCUGGAACCACACCGGGGCACGAGGUUCUGCUCGGUGCCCAGUUGUGUCGAGACAGAAACGGAUAUACCAGUUCAAGCUUCUACAAUGCUCUGACGUGUGCCUUUUGUUUUAUCUACGUCUUCGCAGACUACAAUGUUAGCUUUGAUUUCCGGACAAAUGGACUCGUGACCGGAAAGAACACAGUCUACCCAGAAGGCACUCGUCUGGAUACGGAUGUCAACAACUCGGUUUCAGUGUCGGCGGUAUGCGGACUGUUGCAGGACCCUUGGGAAUGCUGGAAGUGGCAGACCUGUUGCAGGCAAGCCCGUGACUGCUGUCAGCAACAGAUACAAGCUAAUUUACAGCCUUCAACGGGUGGUAAGUGUCCAGCCACAUGGGAUGGUUACGCUUGCUGGCCGGAAACUGCUGCUGGUCAAAGGCCAGCCAUUCAUUGCCCGUCCUACGUGCCACAUGCUAAUACUGCAC
Candidula unifasciata is the source of this 553-nucleotide messenger RNA. Lineage: Eukaryota; Metazoa; Mollusca; Gastropoda; Stylommatophora; Geomitridae. The record is from the annotation of a GenBank genome assembly.